AUGCUGCAGGCUCGAGGUGAGCAUAUAUGCCGUAUCUGGUUCGGUCCCUGGCCCUGGGUGUUAUUGUAUGGCGCCGAAGAAUGCGAAGCUAUCCUUGGCAGCAAUAAGAUUUUGAAAAAGCCGUUUCAGUACGGUUUCUUGAGUGGUUGGAUUGGGCAAGGAUUGCUUAUCAGGUAA
Messenger RNA from Gongylonema pulchrum, 177 nucleotides. The record is from the annotation of a GenBank genome assembly. NCBI's taxonomy places the organism in Eukaryota, Metazoa, Nematoda, Chromadorea, Rhabditida, Gongylonematidae.